GUACGCAUGCGCUGUAAAAUUGGAGUAAAAUAAUAAUGGCGGAAAAUAGUCCAGGAUAAUAUUUUCUCAAAAUUUGAAGGAAUUGCGAUAUUAAUAGAGUAUCAGGAUGGCACAUCAACUUCAGUUAGAGAAGGAAAAAUACAGACAGUGGGUAAAGGCUGGUUUAGGACUUGGAUAUCUAAAGGAGGGACUGGUACCAUUCUGUAAUGACAUAGCUGACCAACAACAUAAGGAUAUCUUACAAAACAUUCGGUCUAGAAAGUCACUAUCAUCAACUGUUACAUGUGGCAUCUGUCGAGUUGAAACUCUCAAGCCAGACCAUAAGCCAGUACCUGGGAAUGCUGGAAACAAAGUUUGUCCUCUUGGGCAAGUAAAAUGCAACUGUUGCUGUAAGGGCAAAAUUGCUUGUCCGAACAACAUAUGUGGCGCCAUCUAUGAUUUUAUUGUGCAUCAUCAUGCCUCCACACCACCUGCACCUAACUGGAAAAACAGCGAUGCUCAACAGUGGUUGACAGACCCUUGGAGCAUUUGUAAGUGUUUUAUAAAUGUUCCAGGGUACGAGCAGAAACAAUCUGCUGGUGAAACUGAUUGUACUGGGUUAUUACAUCUAAUGAUAAAUAACCAGUAUUUUCAUAGCCACAUUGGAUGUGAUGUCACAGGAACAAACAACCUUUUUUCAAAGGUACGUCAGUAUAGAAAUAAUAUUUUCCACUCAAGCAGCAUGGAAUUAGAAGAAAGUGAGGCCAAUUCAUAUAUUGACGAUAUGAUAGCAGUUUUACAAGAUGGUAAAGAGCUAUUACAACAACCAGAUGCCCAGAUAGCAGUGAAUAAACUUCAAGAUCUGAAGAAGAAAGAUUUCAUUAUUACCACUGAAAGCUUUGAUGAAAUUCUAAGAGAAAUUAAGGAAGAACUGGCAAAAAUUCUGAAAUCGACAGAAAGUGCUGCAACUAAAGAAGAAUAUGAUGAUCUGAAGAAGAAGCUAAUAGACCUUGAAGCCAAGAUGUCUGGUGAAAAGGAGGGAAAGCUGGAAACUGAAAAAGAACUUGAAGGACUAAAGAAAACAAUAAAAGAACUUGAAUUCCAAAUGUCUCAGGAAACACUUGAGAAAGCCGAAUUGAAAAAGAAAUUUACUGUUCUAGAGAUACUUGUAUCAGAACAGAAAGAGGAAAUGGCAAAAAUUACGACAGUAACUUCCUUUGGUCAAAGUCAGGCAGAUUAUGAGCAAACCAAGUUAGGUUGUCGUACUCAAUUGAUAGAACAUUAUCGCAGUGAUGUACUUAAAGUAUCAGCAAUACCUUUACAACCAGAUGAGGAAAAUUAUAACUUCAGUGAUGUUUAUAUAAGACCCACUAUAACAAACAAGAUAAAAAAGAACAGAGGGGAGUCUGAGGAAAAAGAAAUAGAGUCCAUGUCAGAGAUUUUCACAAAAAACAGGGAACCACAGAAAUUUAUUUAUGUUGUUGGAGAUGCAGGGUCUGGUAAGAGUAGUUUCUGUAAAUAUUUGAUCAACUGUUGGUGUAUGGCACACAGUGAUGGACACAAUGAAGAUGAUGAGUUUGAAGGAGUCAAGGAAAUGAAGAAAUUUGAUUUUAUGUUUUAUAUUUCUCUUAGACAUAGCAUAAAGAUCCGAAGUAUCCAAGAAAUGCUUGAAAUGCGAUAUGAUAAGAUAAAAAAUUUAAGCAAACUUCUGGAAAAUGAUUCUGAAAAGAUAAUUAUUUUGCUUGAUGGUUUAGAUGAAUGGUCUUUUGACAGUGAGACUAGGAAUGAGUUCCAGGCAGGCCUUCCGGAACGUGACUUCACAAAGAAAUACACGAUUGUUACUACAUCACGACCAUGGAAAAUUCACAGUUUGAGAGUAAGUAAUAGAGAGAUUCAUCAAUUAUUGAAAUUAAAAGGGUUUGAUAAAACACAUGAAAAAGAAAUGAUUAAGAAAACAAUAACAGCAUUGAAAGAAUCAUUAGAUCCUAGUGAGUGUGAACAAAAGCUUAAGGUACGUUCUGUGGUUGGCCUGAAACAGGUACCAAUUAUGCUGCAGCAAUUGGUUUUGUCUAUGGUGUGA
Messenger RNA from Ruditapes philippinarum (Manila clam), 2059 nucleotides. RefSeq lists its product as uncharacterized. The transcript has 6 exons. Lineage: Eukaryota; Metazoa; Mollusca; Bivalvia; Venerida; Veneridae. The record is from RefSeq and is a predicted model, not a curated record. Bases 107 to 2059 code for a protein of 650 amino acids.